Schistocerca gregaria is the source of this 471-nucleotide messenger RNA. RefSeq lists its product as uncharacterized. The record is from RefSeq and is a predicted model, not a curated record. Lineage: Eukaryota; Metazoa; Arthropoda; Insecta; Orthoptera; Acrididae. The transcript is spliced from 3 exons. The coding region runs from base 1 to 471 and encodes 156 amino acids.
AUGUUUAUGCCUUGUGUUACUCACAGCCUGAACUUGGUCCUUGGAAACAUGGCCAAAUACACAUGGGAGUCUCAUUUUGAGAGCAUCAGACCUGUCAGACACUGGCUGGGGAAAGUUUGUGAAGUGUUUGAAAAGGCUGCCAAAUCAGCAAAGGAUUCAUCUGUCUUAUCUGAAGCAAUGUCUUUAGUAAAUCAUUCCCUCAACCAUUUUGAAUUCGUUUUAGCUCUUAUGACAUGGCACAACUUCUUACAUGCUGUCAAUGAGAUCAAAGGCAAGCCAGACAUUGGCUCCGAUGAGACUUUAAAGCACCACAAAGCCAAAGACAGAUUUAGAAUUGAAUACUUCUCAGUGGUCAUUGCUGAAGCUUUGAGUGAUACGAGAUCAAAACUCAGAGAGCUGAUGAAUUAUUCCGAAUACUUUGGAUUUCUCUUUCACCUGUUCAUACUUUGUGACAUGAGGAAAUUGAAAUGA